AUGGCUUCACAGCUCAGAGGAUCUUUUAAGCCCAAGUCACCAGCAGUUAACCUUGAACCGGACACUAGAGAGUUUAUUCCAACCCAGGUUUCUCCUGACAUCUCUAACUUUUCAAGUGCCCGUCUUGCCCCAAAUGACAAAGGCUCGUGUGUGAAGCAGGAGCUGCAAACACUCUGGGAGAUGUUUACCUCAUGGUUGAAGCCAGAAAAGCAGAGCAAGGAGCAGAUGAUUUCUCAACUGGUCCUGGAGCAGUUUCUGAAAACUGGGCGCUACAAGGACAAGUUUGCCGUGAAAGAGAAGUGGGAAUCAAGUGGCAGAAACCUGGGAACAUUCAUGGAAGGUCUGACUGACGAGUGCUUGAAGCCUCCUGUCAUGGUUCAUAUCUCCAUGCAGGGGCAGGAAGCCCUCUUUUCUGAGAACAUGACCUUAAAAGAAGUCAUCAAGCAUUUAAAAGAACAACAGUCAUUCAGAACUACAACACAGGAGAAGGCAAGAACAUCCUUGCAGAUUCCACGGGAUGUGGUAUUGGCAACAGGAUAUGAAAACAGUGAAGAUGACCCAAACACUUUCUUGAAAGGUAGUGAAGUAAAUAGUUGUGUUAGUAGUCCUGGAAAUGAGAUGGACUCCCUUCUCGUUAUCCACACAGGGAAGUAUCCUAAGCCUGAACAAGGAGGUGUUUCUUAUGGAGUUCUUUGGGAUUCCAAAAGAGCAAAGCAAGGCACUUCCAGGUACCAAACAGAGUCCCAGAGUGCAUCUUCUUAUGAACAUAUGUUUAUGGAAGUACAACCAGUGUAUCUCUCCAGGACACACCAGUCUGAAGACGCUGACGAUGGCCACAACACCUUCUUGAAUACUACUGGUGGAAAUGGUGGUAUUAGCAGUCUCAGAGAUGAGAAAGAUUACCUUCUCAUUAACCAGAGAGGGCAAUGUCCUGAACUUGAACAGGGAGGUGUCCCUUACGGAGUUCUCUGGGAUUCCAGAAAAGCAAUUUGGGAUACAUCCAGGUCCCAGGAAGUGCCUCCAACACUACAUUCUUCUGAAGGUGUCACGAUGGUGGUACCAGGGUUCCUCUCCAGGCCAGAGCAACCUACCUCUGAACCUGUUCCACUUUACCAGAAUCAGGAGGUAAAUUCUCUCUAUGUGGGUGACCAGGAGAGACUCCACAUAGAUCCCAAACCAUUCAAAUGUGAUAAAUGCCCCAAAGCCUUCAAAUAUUCCUGUAGCCUGUCAAUGCACCAGAAAAGACACAGGAAUGAGAGGCCAUUUGUCUGUCCCAUUUGUCAGGAAGGCUUCUAUCAAGUCUCAGAGCUCCAAAUUCACGAGGUCGUACACAAGCCAGAGAAGCCUUUCUCAUGCAACACUUGUGGCAGGUCUUUUAGCCACAAGACCAAUCUGCAAGCUCACGAGAGGAUUCACACAGGAGAGAAGCCCUACACCUGUUCUCUGUGUAACCAUAGGUUCCGCCAGUCAUCCACAUACCACCGUCACUUGAGGAAUUACCACAAAUCAUACUGA
Chionomys nivalis (European snow vole) is the source of this 1515-nucleotide messenger RNA. RefSeq names its product zinc finger and SCAN domain containing protein 4C-like. Gene Ontology annotation, molecular function: DNA-binding transcription factor activity, RNA polymerase II-specific; RNA polymerase II cis-regulatory region sequence-specific DNA binding. The coding region runs from base 1 to 1515 and encodes 504 amino acids. The record is from RefSeq and is a predicted model, not a curated record. Gene Ontology annotation, biological process: regulation of transcription by RNA polymerase II. The transcript is spliced from 3 exons. Lineage: Eukaryota; Metazoa; Chordata; Mammalia; Rodentia; Cricetidae.